Messenger RNA from Oryzias latipes (Japanese medaka), 1254 nucleotides. It is a transcript of the gene psmb10, whose product is annotated as proteasome 20S subunit beta 10. Gene Ontology annotation, cellular component: cytoplasm; proteasome core complex. Lineage: Eukaryota; Metazoa; Chordata; Actinopteri; Beloniformes; Adrianichthyidae. The record is from RefSeq and is a predicted model, not a curated record.
GUGCAGGAAACAGGAAGGCCGGGCUGAAGCUCAAGAAGUGAAAGUAAAAGUAGAAACUGCAGAGGAGAAGCAGCACACUGACGAAGCAGAACGGAUCUUUUCCUAGAAUUUAACUCCCGACUGAACCUAAGAUGCUUCAGAGUUUAAAUCCCUGUCAGGAGAAAAGUGGAGGUUUCUGCUUUGAAAACAGCCGGAGGAACGCUGUGCUGGAGUCCAGUUUGUCCGAUGUCAGCUCCAAAGCUCCUCGCGCCAGGAAGACGGGGACCACCAUCGCUGGGAUUGUGUACAAGGAUGGAGUGAUCCUGGGAGCCGACACCAGAGCUACUGAUGACAUGGUAGUGGCGGACAAAAACUGCAGGAAGAUUCACCACAUCGCUCCCCAAAUCUACUGCUGCGGGGCCGGUGUGGCUGCAGACGCAGAGAUUGCAACUCAGAUGAUGGCGUCCAAUGUUGAGCUCCACACACUCAACACAGGCCGACCCCCCCUUGUCGCCAUGGUAACGAGACAACUGAAACAGAUGCUGUUCAGAUACCAGGGCCACAUGGGUUCUUCAGUGAUUGUUGGAGGGGUGGAUGUGACUGGAGCUCACCUGUACAGUGUUUAUCCGCAUGGUUCCUAUGACAAACUUCCUUUCCUCACGAUGGGAUCCGGAGCUGCUGCUGCUGUUUCUGUGUUUGAGGACAGAUUCAAAGCAAACAUGGAGCUGGAUGAAGCGAAGAGGCUGGUAAGAGACGCCAUCACUGCCGGGAUCUUCUGUGAUUUGGGCUCGGGCAGCAACGUGGAUUUGUGCGUCAUCACCGCGGCCGGAGCAGAGUACCUACGAGGUUACGACAGGCCAGCAGGGAAGGGGAAAAGAGAGGGACAGUACAGGUACAAGCCGGGAACUACGCCUGUCCUGACCAAAACCCAAACUCCUCUCAGUCUGGACGUGGUCGACGCAACUGUUCAGAUGAUGGACACUGAAUAAAAAAUGUCUACAUCCGGCAUGUUCAAAUAUGCAACGACGUCCGUACAUGCAAGAACAUGGCUCACAUUUGAUCACCUCCUUUUCUUACCGGCAUUCGUCCUCAGCAGUAUCUAACGGAUCUGUGUUAGCAUGACCAAUGGAACACGCAAAGUGAAAUGCUUGAUCCGUUCCAUGAGGAGAGUAGGAGCCGCAGUAUGAAUCCUUCUGUUCGCACAUUUGAACAUGUUUGUUUCGCUGAAGUCAAAUAAAAUCAAAACAGUUGAAAAAUACUGUGAAAAGUGUUGAA